This is a messenger RNA of Acytostelium subglobosum LB1, 951 nucleotides long. RefSeq lists its product as hypothetical. The coding region runs from base 1 to 951 and encodes 316 amino acids. The transcript is spliced from 5 exons. Lineage: Eukaryota; Evosea; Eumycetozoa; Acytosteliales; Acytosteliaceae. The record is from RefSeq and is a predicted model, not a curated record.
AUGCUCAAGAUUCAAUCAUUCAUUGUUCAGCAUGGUAGUAGUUGUAGAGGUAUUGCACGAGCAACCUCCACUUCACACUUCCUCACAUCGAUAUCAUCUUCAUCACACUUGAGAGCUGCAACCUUUGCCUCCAAGAAGCCAAACAAAGACACCUUUGGCAAACAAGAGGUCAUCGAGACUCCAUCAUUGUUGACCAUAAGUUCAUACUAUAGAUAUCCAGAGUUUGGAGUCAACAACUAUGUUAACUUGACUAGGGAGACUGUGUUGAUGGUGAAGAAGCCAAGUGAUAGUCUAUUCAACUCAACAACCAAAGCAGUAUAUGGUGUUGGUUGUGCACAUGUCACACAUCCAUUCCUCUAUCCCUAUCUUUACAGUGAAGAUCGACAUCAACUAUUGCUCGCACUAGGUGAAUCAAACAUAAAGACACAGUUAGAGUAUAGAGAUCAAAAGACAGGUAGGGUACUACAGACAGUACCAUUACAUCGACCAUUCUACCUUCAUCCAACACUAGAUCUAGUCUGCUUCAAGAUGAACAUUGAUGACUUGUUGAAGAGUAACCUACCCUUCAAGCCAUCGAUACUAGAGUUGGAGAAAUAUGAAGAGCCACGCAAAGGACAUACUGGUAAACUAUUUGGAUAUCAAAUGAUUAGUGAUAAGGAUGAUAUUAUGACACCUGUUGAGAGCGAGUAUAGAUUCAAUGUGGCAGAGCCAGCCAAUCACUUUGUUCAAACAAAGUCUGUGAUGGCACCAAGUAUAAGAGGAGGACCCGCUGUCAACUUUGACAAUGAGGUGGUUGGUAUGAUCGUUGCCAUGGUCAAGCUGGAUCCCAAGGCAAUCGAAGAGCACGAAGAUGAGAACAGAAGGAUAUUCCUUAAUUCACUCAAUUCCAACACAGUAUAUCUACCAUCUGAAGUGAUCAAUCAAUUCAUCUCUGAAAUUGACAGCAGCUGA